AUGUGGCGUCGAAUUGGUCUUGUGUGUGCGCUGCUAGGCGCCACUGCUAGCGCCUAUAGCAGCAGCAACUACCGAAUGAAGCCUGUCAAGGUUAUCCACGCCCGCAUCCAAGGGGACGCUCCUGUGUGGUACCCGCAGGUGGGCAGAUGGCUUUCCAAGUACGGAGACACGCCGGACGCUGCUUACAAGAACAACCUCGACACUGUCAACACGGCGUCCGUCGAAGGCGCUUUGAUGUACGUCCAGGCUGAAGGCAUCAACGUGAACGAGCAGUCGGUCAAGUGUCAGCGCAAGAACAACAUGCAGUACGUCGUGUUUUACGAAAUGACGAUCGUGCAGCCUACGCGUAGCAUCAAGUUCUACGAAAACCACACGCCCCCUGAGUAUGGUGACUUUGUUGCGAUGGACGGUGCCAAGUGCACGAACGCAGGCGCAGACUUACCCUUGAGCUGCAAAAGGUUCUAUGGCCUCGAUGGUAAUCCGAACAUCGGUGCCAACGUUGGGUGCAACCCGCAGGGGUCGGACCCGCGAGCACCUUACCCUGGCAACUACUGGUGCUCGUUCCCGAACUCGUGUGCUCAGAAAUAUCGGGCACAGAAGACUCCCGAGUGCAGAGGCCAGUUCUCUGGUGGCCUUUGCCCAAUGGGAGUCCAGCCUGACGGCGUGACGUGCACAUAUGGCUACAGGAUCCUGGGUUUCCUGAACAUCGACGACCUGGUUGGUAUUACCAGGAUGGGUCAUGCCACCUACAAGCAGUUUUGCGAGAACGGCGGCGUAGAGUUUAAGGCCAGGAAUACUGGUAGGGGGUUUGAGGUGGAGCAGAGCAUUGAGUUUUGGAAGAAUCCCGGUGAUCCGAACGCCAACUCGAACCGAGCUGCACAAAUGGUCGGUAUGUACAAUCACUUGGCCAGCAACGGCAUUAGCGCGAACAUGAUCCCGCUACCCAGUGUGGAGAGUCUCACUGCGACCAACCCAAAGUGCUACGAAAACAGCGCGGCGUGUGCGGGUGCGCGAUUCGGAUGCAGACGCUCGCUGUUGUCGCAGAUCUGUUCAGUGUGUCAUGCCGAGGGACCUGGCUGCGUGAAGGCUCCCGCGGGCUAUUCGUUCCCGAAUCUUUCGCUUCGUUAG
This is a messenger RNA of Hyaloperonospora brassicae, 1128 nucleotides long. The record is from the annotation of a GenBank genome assembly. NCBI's taxonomy places the organism in Eukaryota, Oomycota, Peronosporomycetes, Peronosporales, Peronosporaceae.